This is a messenger RNA of Erythranthe guttata (spotted monkey flower), 5192 nucleotides long. Its product is annotated as myosin-8. Gene Ontology annotation, molecular function: ATP binding; microfilament motor activity; actin filament binding. Gene Ontology annotation, biological process: actin filament organization. Gene Ontology annotation, cellular component: actin cytoskeleton; cytoplasm; myosin complex. Lineage: Eukaryota; Viridiplantae; Streptophyta; Magnoliopsida; Lamiales; Phrymaceae. The record is from RefSeq and is a predicted model, not a curated record.
UUUAUUUAGGAGUGAAUUGAGUUAGUAAAAAUUCCCCAGAAUGCCGAAUGUGCAUUAGACAAUUAUCCAGGGGCAUUAUGGGCAUAUGACAAAUAUCAGCCUUUGCGCAUUCUGUUAUGGUUGCUCUGCAUAUUGACGUUUCGAGAACACGAAGAAAACAGGAAAUCAAUACAACAAUGGGAGAAUCAUAGAAAGAGAAAGCUUCACAGAGGAGAGAGAGAGAGAUAGAGAUAGAGAGAGAGAGACAGAGGAAUUUGAUAUUACAUUCCUUAGGGCAAGGAUAAAUAGUUGCAGAGGGAGGGAUUUUUGGUUCUUCUGCCCUUGUAACCUUAAUUAUACGUACACGCAUACACACACACACAAACAUACAUACAGAGAGAGAGAUUUAUAUUAGGGUUGGCAGCCACAAUUACAUUCAUCAGGGACGGGGUUUCCGUGCGAUUUUGAACCCUCAUUUUCGUAUAAUAGUAUUUAUAGUCUGAUAUUGUUCAUCGAGGAAAAGGGAAUAUAAAGGAAAUUCGAUAUAUUGGGGGGUAUUAGCGUGUAUUCGUUGGAUACACGCAAAUACAUGUCGCUGGUUAUACAUAUUUGUGCAUGGUUGGAAGAAAUCUUUGAUGGGUUCAUACACAUUGGCCGUUUGAGAAUAAAUAAUUUGGGGUCUGACUGCCCUUAAUCGCCAAAAUGACUGUUUCGUCCAGUAUAGCAGUUGGAUCUCAUGUGUGGAUAGAGGACUCUGAGGAAGCUUGGUUGGAUGGGGUCGUGAUUGAAGUUGACGGUGAAGAAAUUAAAGUAGAGUGCACAUCAGGAAAAAUCGCAGUAGCCGCUGUCGCAAAUGUGCACCCAAAAGAUCUCGAUGCUCCAUCAUGUGGCGUGGAUGAUAUGACAAAGCUUGCUUAUCUGCAUGAGCCAGGCGUGCUGUUCAACUUGAGAUGUAGAUACGAUGUGAACGAAAUAUAUACGUAUACAGGUAACAUUUUGAUAGCGGUGAACCCCUUUCAAAGGCUACCUCAUCUUUACAGUAAUGAUAUGAUGGGACAGUACAAAGGGGUGGCUCUUGGGGAUCUUGCCCCCCAUCCCUUUGCUAUUGCAGAUGCUGCUUAUCGGCAGAUGAUUAACGAGGGAAUAAGCCAGGCAAUAUUGGUGAGUGGAGAGAGUGGAGCUGGUAAAACGGAAAGCACUAAGAUGCUCAUGCAGUUUCUAGCACAUAUGGGAGGCAGAGUUGCUGCUGAGGGAAGAACAGUUGAGCAGCAAGUACUCGAGUCGAAUCCUGUAUUGGAAGCAUUUGGCAAUGCAAAGACAGUGAGAAAUAACAAUUCAAGCCGAUUCGGCAAAUUUGUGGAGAUUCAGUUUAAUAAUAACGGUAGAAUCACUGGUGCUGCAAUCAGAACUUAUUUGCUCGAAAGGUCGCGUGUUUGCCAGGUGUCGGAUCCUGAAAGAAACUACCAUUGCUUUUAUAUGCUCUGUGCUGCACCUAAAGAGGAUACUGAAAAAUACAAAUUGGGGAAUCCUAGGAUGUUUCGUUAUUUAAAUCAGUCGAAUUGCUAUGAAUUGGAUGGAGUUGAUGAAACCAAAGAAUAUCUUUCUACAAGGAGGGCCAUGGAUAUUGUCGGGAUCAGUUCCGAUGAGCAGGAUGCAAUUUUCCGAGUUGUCGCGGCAGUUCUUCACUUGGGUAAUAUUGAGUUUGCAAAAGUAAGUGAAAGUGAUGCUUCACAACCAAAGGAUGAUCAGUCUCAAUUCCAUUUGAAAACGGCAGCUGAUCUCCUAAUGUGCAAUGAGGAAUCUCUGGAAGAUUCUUUGUGCAAACGGGUAAUGGUUACACGUGAUGAGACCAUAACAAGAAGCCUGGAUCCGGAAGCUGCAGCUAUUAGUAGAGAUACUUUAGCUAAAAUUGUCUACUCGAGGUUGUUUGAUUGGCUGGUGAACAAGAUUAACCGCUCCAUUGGACAAGAUCCCGAUUCGAAAUUCUUAAUCGGGGUGCUGGAUAUUUAUGGCUUCGAGAGUUUCAAGACAAACAGCUUUGAACAAUUUUGUAUAAAUUUGACUAACGAGAAACUGCAGCAACAUUUUAAUCAGCAUGUUUUCAAGAUGGAACAAGAGGAAUAUACACGAGAAGAAAUUGAUUGGAGUUACAUAGAGUUUGUCGAUAAUCAAGAUAUUCUUGAUCUUAUCGAAAAGAAACCUGGUGGCAUUAUUGCUCUUCUCGACGAGGCUUGCAUGUUUCCAAGAUCUACAUACGAGACGUUUGCUGAGAAGCUGUACCAGACAUUUAGAGACCACAAGCGUUUUACCAAGCCCAAGUUGUCACGAAGUGACUUCACCAUCGGCCAUUAUGCAGGAGAUGUGACUUACCAGACAGAACUGUUUCUGGACAAGAACAAGGACUAUGUGGUAGCUGAACAUCAGGCUCUCCUUAGUGCUUCAAGUUGCUCCUUCGUCUCUGGCCUUUUCCCACCUUUACCCGAGGAAUCUUCUAAAUCAUCAAAAUUCUCUUCUAUUGGUUCUCAAUUUAAGCAACAACUGCAAUCGUUGCUUGAGACGCUUAGUGCAACAGAGCCACACUAUAUUCGUUGCGUUAAGCCUAAUAAUCUUCUAAAGCCGGCUAUAUUUGAGAACUCUAAUGUACUCCAGCAACUUCGUUGUGGGGGGGUUAUGGAGGCAAUCAGGAUAAGUUGUGCUGGAUAUCCCACUCGGAAAACGUUUGAUGAAUUCAUUAACCGUUUCAAGAUCAUUGAGCCUAGUGUCUUAAAUGGAAGUUAUGAUGAGAUUGCUGUUUGUCGAAAAAUUUUGGAGAACUCUGGCCUAAAAGGUUAUCAGAUUGGGAAAACAAAAGUGUUUCUGAGAGCUGGUCAGAUGGCAGAACUAGAUUCUCAUCGGACGAGGAUUCUUGGAAGAUCUGCAUGUGUAAUCCAGAGAAAAGUUCGUUCAUAUUUGGCACGCAAAAGUUUCAUCUCGUUACGCAUGUCAGCUGUACAAGUCCAAGCUUUCUGUAGAGGGCAAGUUGCUCGCCAUAAAUAUUGGCACCGGAGGAGAGAUGCUGCUGCUUUGACCAUCCAGAAAGAAGCACAGAGAUUUCUUGCUAGAAAAGCUUAUGCACUUUUGUCCGCUUCUGCAAUUCUCAUUCAAGCAGGUAUGAGAGGGAUGGCUGCUCGAACUGAACUCCUAUUUAGAAAGCAAACUAAAGCAGCUGUCCUCAUCCAGAGUCAUUUUCGAGGAUUCUUGGCCUGCUCUCGUUACUUGUGGUUGAAGGCAGCAACAAUUGCUACUCAGUGUGCUUGGAGAGGAAGAUUGGCUCGCAAACAACUACGAAUGCUUAAAAUGGCUGCAAAGGAAACGGGAGCGCUGCAAGAAGCGAAAAUCAAGCUGGAAAAACAAGUUGAAGAAUUAACUUUGGAACUGGAGUUGGAGAAACAGAUUCGAGCGGACAUUGAGGAAGCUAAAAAUCGGGAAAAUGCAAAACUACAAUCUGCUUUGGAUGAAAUGCAAAUGCAGUUUGAAGAAACUAAAAAACAGCUGGUUAAGGGAAUUGAAGAUGCGAAGAAAACAACAAACGAGCAAGUUCAAGUUCAAGAGGUCCCUGUUGUUAUUGACAGUGAACUGGUUGAUAGGCUAACCGAUGAAAAUGAAAAGCUGAAGUCUUUAGUAAAUUCUCUGGAAAAGGGGAUCGAAGAAUCGAACAAGCUUAGUGAGGAUCGAUUAAAGCAAGCUUUGGACGCAGAGUCAAAGAUAAUUCAACUGAAAACUGAAAUGCAGAGGCUUGAAGAGAAAAUAUCGGAUAUGGAGGAAACUCAGGACCAGAUGCGAAAGCAGUCUUUGACAAAUAUUCCCUCGCGGAAAAUGUCUGGACGAAUAUCUCAACCCACUCAGCCUUUGGAGAAUGGUGAUCAUGAACCACAAAGUGUAAGACCUAAUAAAGCAUAUGGCUCUGAAUCUAGUAAAAAUCUGAGCAAAUCGAAUAUACAAAGACAGCGUGAGAGUACAGAUGUUUUACUUAAGUGCAUAACAGAAGAUCUUGGAUUUAGUGAAGGAAAACCGGUUGCCGCAUUCACCAUUUACAAAUGCCUCGUUAACUGGGGAUCCUUUACAACUGAGAAAACUAAUGUUUUUGAUCGGCUUAUUCAGAAAAUAGGUUCAGCAAUAGAGGUGGAAGAGGCAAACAACGAUUACAUGUCUUACUGGCUUUCGAAUACGUCCACACUGCUCUAUUUACUUGAGCAAACUUUAACAGAUACAAUUUCAACUCCUGGAAAACCUCCCCAAUCUUCGUUUUUUGGAUGGAUGAGUUUUCGAUCAUCCCGUUCUUUCUCAAUACGAAAGGUGGAGGCCAAGUAUCCUGCUUCACUUUUCAAGCAACAGCUAACUGCUUAUGUUGAGAAGAUUUACGGAAUCGUUAGGGAUAACUCUAAGAAGGACUUAUUAUCUCUCCUUUCUUCUUCUUCGUCUAUCCAGGCACCCAAGUUGUCAAGUGAAAACUCGGAAUCCGUCAACACUAAUCAUUGGCAAAGCAUCAUCGAGAGCCUAAACGGGCUUCUAACUACUCUGAAAAAUAAUUUUGUUCCUCCUGUCCUGGUACAAAACAUAUUCACUCAGAUUUUCUCUUACAUCAACAUUCAGCUCUUCAAUAGCCUCCUCCUCCAUAGAGAAUGCUGUACUUUUAGCCAUGGGGAAUCCAUAAAAGCAGGGCUAGAUGAACUAGAACUCUGGUGUACUCAGGAACAAGAGUACGCAGGCUCAUCAUGGGAUGAAUUAACACGUGUACGGCAGGCUGUAGGAUUUCUGGUCAUACACCAAAAAUCACGAAUAACCUACGAAGAUCUAACUACUGACCUGUGCCCUAUACUAAGCCCUCAACAACUACAUAGAAUUUGCACACUUUAUUGGGAUGAAGACUUCAAUACACAAGGCGUAUCUCCAGAUGUAAUUUCUAGCAUGAAGGUAUUUAUAACAGAGGACGCUACUGAUGCUGAUGCUGAUGCUGAUGAUACUUCAUUUUUAUUGGAUGACACUUUGAGUAGCAUCAUCCCCUUCUCAGUCGACGAUAUUAGCAAUUCUCUUCGUCAAUCAGAUUUCACGCUCGUAAAACCUGCAGCACAACUCGCUGAAACUCCAGGUUUUGAAUUUUUAUUACAGGGGCAAGGCUGAGAUCUUUUAUAUCGUUCAAUGUAUAUCGAUUUUUCCCCGAUUUUUUCAUUUUU